AUGGGAAGCAUUGCUCGUCCUUCAAAGCCCUAUUCGGUGUUGCUCGUGGGUGCAGGCAUCGGCGGCCUCUCAGCAGCUAUUGCUCUGUCGCGCAAGGGCCUGGACGUCACGGUGCUCGAAGGGAAACCAGAGCUGAAUGAAUUCGGCGCCAGCAUCAGCAUUGAUUCUCAUGCGGUCAGAGUGAUUCAAAGUUACGGACUGGAGGAGCAGUUCAGGGCUUGCGUCACCGAGAACAGAUAUGCUGAUAUCCGGGAUGGCGCAAACAACGAGCGCUUGGGCGCCAUGUUUUUAAAUGAAGCGAAUAACAGCAACGUCCGCUGGGGUGCGCCCAAGUGGAGCAUACAUCGCGCAGACUAUCAACAGCUCCUCGCCAAAGGCGCCCAAGGGUACGGCACCAAGAUCUUGUUCGACGCCGAAGUCACCAGGGUCGAUGUCGAGACCAACAAGGUGCAUCUCAAAGACGGACGUUCACUUUCCGCCGACCUCGUUGUGGGAGCAGAUGGUCUUCGUUCCGCGGUCCGCGGAUCCAUCCCUGCAACGGCCUCCGUCGAGCUGAUCCCUUUCCACGAAAAAGCCUACCGUUGCACUGUCGACAAAGACGUCAUGGCAUCGAAUCCGAACCUCAGCUGGCUGUUGACGCGAGGCGCGAGCCAAAUAUGGUUGAUGGCAGGAAAAUACGUCCUGUCUUGGCCCUUGCCGCCGCACAAGCCGUACGACGUUGUCGUCUGCGUCGGUGAUGGCUGUAACGUUCCUUUCGGCUACUGGGGCAUCAAGGCCGAUCCAAAGCAAGUUGCCGCCGAGUUCGGAGACGCCUGUCCCGCGAUAAGAGACCUGCUUGCCAACAUCGGCCCUUGCGUCCAGUGGAGGCUAGCCGAGCUUCCUCCUCUGAGCACCUGCCGGAGCGAAAAUGGCGGCGUGGUCCUCCUUGGGGAUGCCUGGCACGCCAUGCUCCCCCAUGCCGGCUCCGGCGGCUCCUGCGCGAUCGAAGACGGCGCAGUUCUCGGCGAAUGCGUCGCCUGGGCCUGGGAAAACGCGCGGCCGAUCGCGGACGCGACAAAGGCGUACGAGACGCUGCGCAAGCCGCGCGUCGAGCGCAUCCAAGCCGCAAGCCACGACGGCGUGGUGUUUCUGAGCGGCGCCGACGCCGAGGUGCGCAACGCCUUCUUGGCCAGGCAGCUCGAGAUCGACGAGGCCGAGUUGGCGCGCCCCGAGGCCGAAAGGAGCGCCCAGCUUCGUCCCACCGCGGACAUCAAUGCGCCGUUCCCGAGCCCGCCUUAUCUGCAGUGGCUCUAUAGCUACGACGCCGUCCAGGAGACGCAGAAGUAUCUCGCUCAGCAGACACUUUAG
Molecule: messenger RNA, 1347 nt
Organism: Cladophialophora psammophila CBS 110553
Lineage: Eukaryota; Fungi; Ascomycota; Eurotiomycetes; Chaetothyriales; Herpotrichiellaceae
Exons: 1
Coding region: 1-1347 (448 amino acids)
Molecular function (GO): monooxygenase activity; FAD binding
Source: RefSeq, a predicted model, not a curated record